CGGGGCGGAUGGUUAAUCUGUUCGGGUCGCUCGUUGUGGAAGGUUGUUUCGAAGUCGCUCCCCAAUGCGAAUAAUGCGAAUGCGAGUGCAUUUCCUCGACCUGUGAACGCCGGCUUGCCAAUACGAGUGUGUUUGCGAUCGCCGCAAAAUCUAUUUUCUGCCAACUGCAAUAAAACGAAACAAAAUCCAACACAGCCUUACAAUUGCAAAAAAAAAUAAAAAAUAUACGAAAAGAAACAACAAAUAAUCAAAAAAACAAAGGCAAGGCAAUCGCGAAAAACAAACGCAAAAAUCGCAAACCGCUAAUGAAAUCUAGUACUGUUAGGGUUAUGUCAUGGAAAGUCUUUAAAAACCUGUGAAAUUUCAAUUUGAAAUAUUGCUAGACACGCGCGUAAAAUAUUUGCACACUUUUUUGCGAGCCGAGAACGCCCCCGCAUCUCUCCAGAGCUUCACCACCGGCUUCUUCUCGCCGCCUACGUUCACUUUUUAUAGCUUACGCGUGUUUUGGGGCCUUUUGUUUUGUGCGCGUGUGAGUGACAUCGCGUUAGUGUGUGUUAGCCGUGCGUGUGUGUGUUAGCCGGCAAGUGCAGAUUGUGUUUGUGUUGGUGCAUGCGAACAGCUGUUCCCCACCAGCAUGCAAAAAUAAAUAUCUCUAUAGCGUAGCAAGAGAAAGCCCCCAGAGAUCCCCAGAAAAAUCACUGAAAAAUCAAAUCGAAUUUAGCAAAUCAUCGUCAUCCUCGUUGCAUCACCACCAGCAUCCAUUAAAAUGGCGGCCAGGAGCAUCCGGGUGGCGCAGCUUCUGCUGUUUGCUCUGCUCUGCGGACUCGUCGGCCUGUCAGCCGCCAAGCACCUGGGCGACAGCUCGGCCCACCACCACCACCAGCACAGCGCCACGACGCACCAUCGCCGCCGCCUGCAGCGGGACUCGCGGGCCAAGGACUCCUCCAGUGCCGCACACCAGUGCGAGGCCGUCAAGAGUUACUUCGAGUCGAUCGACAUCAAGUCGAGUGGGGCUUACAACGAAAAAGGUGCCAUCUGUGGCGGAAGCUGUUGCAACAAUGCCACGGAGACGCAGCUCCGGGAAAAGGCCUCCGGAAUGUUCGAACAACUGCUCCACCACCACACCAGCAGCCUUCGCGGCGUCCUCGAGACGAACGCCAAGCAAUUUCAGGGUCACGUCCUGGAAUUGGCACAGCAGUCGGAGAACAAGACACUGGGCGUCUUCUCGAAGGUUUAUACGCGAAUGGUGCCGCUUUCCCGCAUGCUGAUCCAGCAGCUCUACAACGAAAUCAUGAACCACCUGAUUUACACCUCGAACUAUACGAAUGGCCAGCACAGUGGUCGGGGCAUUGGCAGCAUCCAGAGCGGCCUGGAGGACGCAGUUCAUCAGUUUUUCGUGCAACUCUUUCCGGUGGCCUACCAUCAGGCGGUGCACGUCAGCAAGAACUCCUAUGGGGAGCUGCACGACGACUACAUCAACUGCUUGAAGCACAACUUUGACGAUAUGCGUCCAUUCGGGGAGAUACCCCGGGAACUGCAAUCCAGUCUCGUGCAGAGUGUCCACAUCUCGAAUGUCUUCAUGAAGGCCCUGCUGGAGAGUGCCGAGGUACUGAGCGAGGCGGACAGCCUCUAUGGGGCCCAGCUGUCGGACACCUGCAAGUUGCAUCUCCUCAAGAUGCACUACUGCCCCAAUUGCAACGGCCACCAGUCGCCAAGCAAGGAGACAAAAGUCUGUCACGGUUAUUGCAUGAACGUGCUGCGAGGCUGCUCGGCGGAAUAUGCCGGACUCCUGGACAACCCCUGGUCGAGUGUGGUGGACGCUCUGAAUAACCUGGUCACCACCCACAUCCUCUCGGAGAACGGCAUCAUCAAUGCCAUCAAGCUGCUGGACUCCAAGCUCUCAGAGGCCAUAAUGCAUGCCAUGAAAAACGGUCCCGAACUGGAACAGAAAGUAAAGAAGACCUGCGGAUCACCGAGCCUUUUGCCGUCGCUGACCAGCGAACCGGAAACGAGGCCAGCGCCACACAAGGGCAGCAUCAAGUGGGCCACGCCUCCGGAUCCGGGAAUGGUUCGAUUCCUAUCCACGAUUGACAAGACCAAGGACUUCUAUGCGAACAUUGUGGAGAACUUCUGCAGUGAACAGUACUCCCUUGAGGAUCACUCCUGCUGGACAGGCGAUCGUUAUGGCGACUAUACCCAACUACUGAUUGGCUCUGGACUGGAUAGCCAGCGCUAUAAUCCGGAAGUUCCCCUCAGGACUUCGACUCAGGUCUCAACACUCAAUGAGCUUGUGGACAAGUUGAUCAAAAUUCGCAAAAAUAUUGGAGCAACGGUACCACCAAAUAGCAUACAAACACAUGAUAUACAAAGCGACAUGGGCCAUGAGGGCUCUGGAGGAGGCGAGGGUCGUAUCGAUGACGAUGAGGAGGACUACAGCAGCCAGCAUGGUUCCGGUGAUGGAUCCGGCGAUGGUGCCACCACCAUUGAUGAUACGGACAUCACCACCAAUGAAGUGGAUAACCACAAUAACCAUGGCAAAACGAGUGGGUCCAGCUCGCUGGUCCCAGCUCUGGGUACGGCGACAAGCCUGCUCCUCACUCUAGUCACAAUACUCCUCAGUAGAUGUAGUUAAGGCAGCUGCUGGAUCCUCAACUCACCAAACCCACAAUCAUAGCCCCAAGUCCCAAAAUGGAGGGACUCUACCACAAUAAUGUGGAUCAACUUUAGCCACAAAAUCGGAGAGAAACAGCAAAUGCACAAGAAUCGAGUUGAAUCAUUAAUUAAUAACUAUUAUCAUUAUUAUUAUUAUUUGUGUAAUUCUUAAGUUGUUAAAAAGUAAUUUAUUAGGAGCUAAGCGCAUUCAUCUAGCAAUCGAUCGACUAACAAGCACAAAUAAUCCGAAACCGAAACCGAAACUGAAAAAACCCUGAAAUCCUUCUAGCUUUUCCAAAUUUUUGAGCUCAUCGAAUUUCCAAAAGGCAGAAUCCAACUAGACUUGUGUGCCAUAUAAAUGUGUUGGAUAUCUGCACUGAAAGAAAAAGUCAAAAUAAAUAACAAUCGAAGAAUAGUAAAGCUAAUUACAAAUUAAAGCAAUCCUCUUCCCUUAGAAUGUGCAGUUCGUUCAGAUAAAUGUUAAAAAAAAAAACAAAAACUUAUAAUCGUAAAGCUCAAUGUUCAAAGCAAGUUGUUCCUUUUCGGUGUAAUUUAACAAAUACAUAGAAUCAAGAGAAAUCAGAGUUAUAGGCACCACGUUCAAUCGAGAAUGAAACAAAAAAAAAACAAUAUUAUACGUAAAGGAUAUAAAUCUGUUAGCUAUAUAGAACUUGAACGAAAUUAUUGUUGUCUACACACUGUCUUUCGAACUGAACAAUUGAGAAAUUUAAGCGAAUGGAAUUUAGUUGAGUAAAACGCACUUUACGGAAAAACUAGAAGACUUACAGCUUUAUACGCAAAAAAAACGAAAAAGAAAAAAUGAAAAAAAAAAUCAGAAAAUCUAUUGAUAUAUACGUACAUUAUAUGUAGCAUUAUUUAAAUUAUAUGAACAAAGAGGGUAGACCUUGAGGUAAUGUCAUGAAAUGCAUUCAGCUAAUUAGAGUUUAUGGAGGGAGUCUAGGUGCGAUCGAGACCGGGAAAGAGUUAAGCGCACAAAAUCACAGUUCGCAGUUUUGCAAAUUUCUAAAAAUGCAUUCAAAAACGAAACUAUUGUUGCAAUCUUACAGAUACUUUACAGUGGGCACAGCGCUGCGGCAUCAAAUCCAAAGGGGCAGCGCUGGCGACACUCUAAAAAUACAAAAACAAACAAUAUAUAUAUACAAACGAAUAUAAAAUAUGCAUAAAUGCGAAUAAGAUUGAAAUAUGGAAGAAAACGAGAGAAAAAAAAUAUAUAUAUACAUAAAUGAAUUAACUAAUUAAAUCGUAAAAUAUAUAAUGCUAGUGCGUAAAGUUGUAACGAUUAGCUCGUAAUGUGUAAAAAGCAAAAAUCAGUUGACGGAGAGAACAACAAUUUAGUUAGUAGCCAAUUAACAAAGGAAGUACCGCCGCCGAACCGGUAUAUAUAUAUCGCUAUAUCCAUAUAUCGCGGCACUCUAUAUGUAUAAUUAUUAUUUGUAUCAUUAUUAUUUAAAUAUUGCAUGUGAUUAAUAAUAUUUAAGUUAAACGUAAAUGCAACAUAUUAAAUCGUAACUUAUGUAUACCGCUACAAAAGCAGCAAAACAGCAAUGUGCGAAUGAAAAUCAUCAUCGUUGUAAAUCUAUUUGAGAGAUAACCAACAGAAAAUUGCACUAAAAACAUAAAUGUACUACUUUUAGAUGCCUAAAACAAAAACCAAUAAUAAAUAAUUAUGUAACAAGAAAUGCAA
Molecule: messenger RNA, 4357 nt
Organism: Drosophila bipectinata
Lineage: Eukaryota; Metazoa; Arthropoda; Insecta; Diptera; Drosophilidae
Gene: dally
Product: division abnormally delayed protein
Biological process (GO): cell migration; positive regulation of canonical Wnt signaling pathway; regulation of protein localization to membrane
Cellular component (GO): extracellular region; plasma membrane; cell surface
Source: RefSeq, a predicted model, not a curated record